UUUAUAAAAGAAGCAGCCACUCACUUGUUGCUUCAUGCACACCCGGUGAAAGAGACGGGGAGUGGAGCUUCUUUUUAUCAUUAUUGAUGUGAACACUGGCUUUACCUUUUGCUUUUGCUUUGUUUUCUUCAGUUUCAAGUGCUGGACUCUUCACAACUUGAAGGCUCCUGUGAUUUCAGAUUUCAGAAGCUCUACGAUUUUUUCUUGAGAAAUUUAGCUCGUUAUCUUAAUUUGUUCGAAUCACCUGUUUCAAGUACUGAAUUUUCAUUGGCGAAGUUCUCACUCAUCCAAGCUGUUUGGUUUUGGAAAUUUCUGACACAAGAAGCGGGUUUUGUUGAAAUUUUGUGGGAUUCUGUUCAAUUACAGCUAUUGACAUUGAUUUUGGGGUCAAAAUUCUCUAGAAGAUGAUGCUCACAACGAAAUCCGAAUCUGAUGUCACAAGCUUAGCCCCAUCAUCCCCUUCAAGGUCUCCGAAACGCCCUGUGUACUAUGUGCAGAGCCCUUCAAGGGACUCUCAUGAUGGAGACAAGUCUUCUUCAAUGCAACCAUCUCCAAUGGAGUCACCUUCACACCCGUCCUUCGGCCGCCAUUCCAGGAACUCAUCGGCUAGUCGAUUUUCAGGGAUAUUCCGGUCGUCCUCAGGGAGAAAAGGAAGCAAGAAGAGGAUCAAUGACAAGGGUUGGCCGGAGUGUGAUGUGAUAGUAGAAGAAGGGUCCUAUGAGGAGCUUCAAGAUAAGGCUUUUACUAGAAGGUGUCAGGCCUUGAUUGCUCUGUUUAGUUUUGUGAUGUUGUUUACCGUGUUUUGCUUGAUUAUUUGGGGCGCGAGCAGGCCUUAUAAAGCAGAGAUUAUUGUCAGGAGCAUGGCGGUGAACAACUUUUAUGUUGGGGCUGGUGCAGACUUCUCAGGGGUUCCAACAAAGAUGCUAUCAAUGAAUGGCUCAUUGAGGAUAAGCAUAUAUAACCCAGCUACAAUGUUUGGCAUUCAUGUUAGCUCUAAGCCCGUCAAUAUCUUAUAUUCAGAGAUUGCUGUAGCAACCGGCCAGUUGAAGAAGUAUUAUCAGCCGAGAAAGAGUCACCGAACUGUAUCUGUUAAUCUGGUGGGAAACAAAGUUCCCCUUUAUGGGGCUGGAUCAAGUUUAACACUUUCACAAACUGGAUCUUAUGUUGCAGUCCCGUUCACAUUGGAUCUUGAAAUACACUCGCGAGGAGAUGUGGUAGGAAAGCUGGUGAGGGUAAGGCACAGGAAACAGAUUUCAUGUCUCUUGGUCUUGGACUCUACUAGAACCAAGCCUAUCAAGUUCAAGAGAGAUGACUGCACAUACAGUUGAUUGAUGUCCUUUUAGAUGUAUUACCUAAUAUUUUAGUGUCACGGAGCAUAUUUUCAGUUUGAGUUGUAAAACCCCCAAAGAUUUCUGAAUGCGAAGAAAGAUCCAUGGGCUUGGUAACUGUUUGUUUCGGUCGUCCAUGUUUCUGCAUUUGCACAGAUAAGCAUGUAUAUGUUGAUUGUAUGCGUGUGGAUUCA
This is a messenger RNA of Tripterygium wilfordii, 1522 nucleotides long. RefSeq lists its product as uncharacterized. Lineage: Eukaryota; Viridiplantae; Streptophyta; Magnoliopsida; Celastrales; Celastraceae. The record is from RefSeq and is a predicted model, not a curated record. The transcript has 4 exons. The coding region runs from base 405 to 1328 and encodes 307 amino acids.